AUGGCGGCAGCAAGUUCAGCACUUCAAUCUGUAGAAGUCUAUACCAAAGGGACCAAGGCUUGGUUUGAAGAUAAACUCGAAGCGUGGAUCUCUGCAACGUGCAUCUCGAAUACCAAUGAUGGCAACAAGGUCACUAUUGUGUUUGAAGGAGACAAUGACCAAAAGGAAUACGUCUUUGAGUCAACGAUCCAAGAGAUUGAGAAGAAUGGAGGAUCCAAGUUGCCACCUUUGAGGAACCCUCCCAAGAUGGAGUAUACGGAUGAUUUGACCAACUUGAGUCAUCUCAACGAGCCUGCAGUGUUGAACACCAUUCGAACACGAUACAUGCAGCAUCUUAUUUAUACUUAUUCGGGUAUCGUCCUUAUCGCUGUCAACCCUUUCGAUCGAGUGGCCUUGUACGACCCUGAUAUUGUUCAACAAUACUCUGGAAAGCGAAGAGGAGAGCUUGAACCACACUUGUUCGCUAUUGCAGAAGAUGCUUACAGAUGCAUGAUCCGGGAACAAAUGAAUCAAACAAUCGUUGUUUCAGGUGAAAGUGGUGCUGGUAAAACCGUGAGCGCCAAGUAUAUCAUGCGUUACUUUGCAACUGCUGAUGAUCAAGAAUCGGUUGGCAAAAAGAAGAAGGCUAGUGGUAGUGGAAUGACAGAGGUUGAAGAACAAAUCUUGGCCACCAAUCCGAUCAUGGAAGCUUUUGGCAACGCCAAGACGACUAGAAACGACAACAGUUCACGGUUCGGCAAAUACAUCGAGAUCCAAUUUGAUGAAGGUGCCAACAUUAUCGGUGCAAAGAUCAGAACCUAUCUUUUGGAACGCUCUCGUUUGAUCUUUCAACCACAAACUGAACGCAAUUAUCACAUUUUCUAUCAGCUUUGUGCGGGUGCUCCAUUGUCAGAAAAGAAGGAAUAUGAGCUUGGAGAUUAUACCAACUUCCACUUUUUGAAUCAAAGCGGCACCGGCACUAUUCCAGGCGUUGAUGAUGCGGCUGAAUUCGAAGUAACACAACGAGCUUUGUCCACGAUUGGAUUAUCGGUUCAGCUUCAAUGGAAGAUCUUCCGAUUAUUAUCGGCUCUAUUACAUAUCGGCAACAUCCAAAUUACGGGUCGUGGUGAUGCGGUGUUGAGUGAAAGUGAUCAAGCUUUGCAAACGGCCUCACGUCUUAUGGGUAUCAAUGCAACCGAAUUCAGAAAAUGGAUCGUACGCAAACAAAUCGUCACACGCUCCGAGAAAAUCGUCACCAAUCUCACACCAGCACAAGCACAUGUCGUCAAGGACUCUGUGGCCAAAUACGUUUAUGCAAACCUUUUCGAGUGGCUCGUCAGCGUUAUCAACGACAGCCUUUCUUGCCCUGAUCCAGAAAAGAUGGCGACCUUUAUUGGUGUCCUCGAUAUUUACGGCUUUGAGCACUUUAAGAAGAAUUCAUUCGAGCAAUUUUGUAUCAACUACGCCAAUGAAAAGCUGCAACAACAGUUCAAUCAACAUGUGUUCAAAUUGGAGCAAGAGGAAUACGUCCGUGAAAAGAUCAAUUGGAGCUUCAUUGAAUUCAGCGACAACCAGAAAUGUAUUGAAUUGAUCGAAGCCAGACUUGGUAUCUUGGCUCUUUUGGACGAGGAAUCGAGACUUCCUGCAGGAUCAGAUCAAGGCUUUUGUCAAAAGCUGUAUACCAACUUUUCCACCCCAGAGUACAAGAACUAUUUCAAGAAGCCUCGAUUCUCCAACAAUGCCUUCACCAUUGCUCACUAUGCCCACGACGUGCAAUAUGAAGCUGAGAGCUUUUUGGACAAGAACAAGGACACUGUGCCAGAUGAACAUCUUAGCCUUCUUCAAGGCUCGAGCUUUGAUUACUUGACCGAGGUGCUUGAAAAAGCCGCUGCCAACAACCCACCACCACCAACCGAGAACAAGCGCAUGAGUAUGAUGGUUCGAAAGCCAACAUUGGGUUCUAUCUUUAAGCUCUCUCUUAUCAAUCUCAUGGAUACGAUUGGCCAAACCAAUGUGCAUUAUAUCCGUUGUAUCAAGCCAAAUGAAGCCAAGGUGGCAUGGGAAUUUGAACCCAACAUGGUACUUUCUCAAUUGCGUGCUUGUGGUGUCUUGGAGACCAUCCGUAUCAGUUGUGCUGGAUAUCCUUCUCGUUGGACUUUUGAGGAAUUUGCCGAUCGUUAUUAUGCACUUGUUCCUUCCAAACAUUGGGAUCAUAAGGAGAACCCGGACAUGGGACAGCUCUGUACCACCAUUCUUGAAGCAUCCAUCAAGGACAAUGACAAGUAUCAAGUUGGCAUAACCAAAAUCUUCUUCCGUGCUGGUCAGCUUGCGUAUAUGGAAAAGCUACGUUCGGAUCGCUUCAAUGAGUGCGCUAUCCUUGUCCAAAAGAACAUUCGCCGCUAUGUGUAUCGCACACGUUAUUUGCGUAUGCAACAACUUGCUUUGGGUCUUCAAUGCAUUGCUCGCCGUAAAGUUGCACAAGCCAAGCUCCAAUCAUACCGUGAAGAAAGGGCUGCCAUUGUUAUUCAAACCGAAUGGCGAAGAUACGUUGCUCGUAAGCAAUACCUUGCAACCCGACAAUUCAUUCUCAAGUUGCAAACAGCUAUCCGUGGAUGUCGAGCACGACGUAAUCUUAGCUCAGUCAAGGAGCAUAUGGCUGCAACCCAAAUCCAACGCCUUGUUCGUGGAUGGUCUGCUCGUAAGCAAUAUCAAGCAAAGCGUCAUUUCAUCAUCAAUUUGCAAGCGUGUGUACGCCGCCGAGCUGGUCGAAAGCAGUUGAUUGGAUUGAGGACCGAAGCACGAUCUGCCAACCAUUUCAAAGAAGUUUCAUACAAGCUUGAGAAUAAGAUUGUGGAGUUGACACAAACCAUCACUGCGCUUAAGGAUGAAAAGAAAUCGGCCACCGAUCGCACAGUACAGCUUGAAGCACAAAUUCGCACGUGGAGUGAAAAGUACGACAAGUUGGAAAAGAAAUCCAAGGGCUUGGAAGUGAAGUUGCAGGAACCCACUGUGCCUGAGGAGAAAUGGAUUGAAUUGCAAACGGAGCGAGAUACGCUUGCAGCUGAUUAUCGUGAAGCCCAAGAGAAGAUCAAAGCGCAUCAACGUGAAGUUACCAGCUUGACAGAGCAGCUCAGCGCCCAAAAGAAAGAGAAUGAACGCUUGCAAAAGUCGCUUGAGGAAGCACAAGAACGAGCUGAUAAUGCCGCUGAUGAAGGAGAGGUGUCUGAACUCAAGAGUCAAAUUGCAGCCCUUAAAGCACAGCUAACCCAAGUGAUGCACACGCCUCGUCGACAACAAUCCGUUUCUCAUACACGCGGUUUAUCGCCAUCACGCGGCUUAUCACCAGCUCCUCUCAAUGGCAGCGGUGCACGCAAUGCAUCAUUAUCACCUAUCAAGCCUCUUGACACCAACACAGUCAAGGAAACCCUCACAGCACCACCUCGUAGCAAGUCGCCUAGUGGAAUGCCUAUCAACAGACGUGGUCGUCGUAACAGCACCGCUGAUAUGCCUGUCAACCGCACCAAAUCAUCUAUUGAUAAUAUUCGUCAAGCAGAGCUUUUGACCAAGAAUCCUCGACCCACAUCGAUUCAUCAUGUUGGCGCAUUGCUUGGAAAGACUGGUCUUAUGUCUGAGAGUCUUGGUGAACAUCCUGAAGAAGAGUUGAGCAAGAUUUUGCGUGAUGAAGAUGGUCUCCAAGAAGAAGUGCUCGAAGGUCUUAUCAAGGGUCUCAAAAUGCCAUUGCCAAGUUUGCAAAAUCCAUCAUCCAAGAAGGAGAUCUUUUUCCCUGCCCAUAUGAUCGCCAUGUGUGUGUCCGAAAUGUGGCAUGCUGGCAACAUUGCUGAAUCCGAGCGUCUCUUGUUUACGGUUAUGGAUACUAUUCAAAAGCAAUGCUUGAGCUUUACUGGUGAAGAGGCCAUUGUUCCUUGCGCGUUUUGGUUAUCGAACGUACACGAACUUUUAUCGCUGAUUUGCAUUGCCGAGCAUGAGCUAGAACAAGAAAUGCAUUCAAAUGGACAUAUGGCAUCUGGUUGGCAUGAUUUUGAAAAGUUGGUGGCCACCAUCAAGUUUGAAUUGCAAUGUCUUGAAGAUAACAUCUUCCAUGCUUGGAUGAAGGAGCUCAAGAAGCGCAUUAGCAAAAUGGUCAUCCCUGCUAUCAUUGAAGGACAAUCUUUGCCUGGCUUUGUUACAUCUGAUUCGAACCGCUUCUUUAACAAGUUGUUGACGGGAUCAUCGCAUCCUAGUUUCAGCAUGGACGACUUGCUCAACGCACUCAACAAGGUGUAUCGAUCCCUCAAGUGUUAUCACAUUGAGCAUUCUGUUGCCAAUCAAGUUCUUACGGAAUUACUCAAGCUUAUUGGUGUAUCGGCAUUCAAUGAUUUGUUGAUGCGAAAGAACUUUUCAUCUUGGAAGCGAGCUAUGCAGAUCCAAUACAAUAUUACCCGCAUCGAAGAGUGGUGCAAGAGCCACGAGAUACCCGAAGGAACACUUCAACUUGAGCAUCUGAUGCAGGCUACAAAAUUGUUACAAUUCAAAAAGGGAUCAUUGGAAGAUAUCGAAAAUAUCUAUGAUGUCUGCUGGAUCUUGUCACCCACACAAAUUCAAAAGUUGAUCUCCCAAUAUCAGACAGCUGAUUACGAGAACCCCAUCAAACCCGAAAUUCUUGGUGCCGUUGCCUCCCAUGUUGUGAGCGGCGACAAGAGCGAUGUUCUCUUACUGGAUUCCGUAUCCAUGGAUGAUACAACCAACCCAUUCGAGAUCCCUGUGCCCCGUGAACCAGAAGUACAACGUUAUUUGCCAGCUUGGCUGAACCUCAAGCGGUUGAGACGUCUCACUUUCCUUGCACAAGCACUACGAGAUCAGCAAGCUGCUGUAGAGGCAACAGCCGUUGCAACCCCUUAA
Messenger RNA from Lichtheimia ornata, 4878 nucleotides. RefSeq lists its product as uncharacterized. Gene Ontology annotation, biological process: actin filament organization; vesicle transport along actin filament. Gene Ontology annotation, cellular component: vesicle; myosin complex; actin cytoskeleton. The transcript is spliced from 18 exons. Bases 1 to 4878 code for a protein of 1625 amino acids. The record is from RefSeq and is a predicted model, not a curated record. Gene Ontology annotation, molecular function: microfilament motor activity; actin filament binding; ATP binding. NCBI's taxonomy places the organism in Eukaryota, Fungi, Mucoromycota, Mucoromycetes, Mucorales, Lichtheimiaceae.